Messenger RNA from Penicillium paradoxum, 3801 nucleotides. RefSeq names its product putative copper resistance-associated P-type ATPase. The record is from RefSeq and is a predicted model, not a curated record. The coding region runs from base 1 to 3801 and encodes 1266 amino acids. Gene Ontology annotation, cellular component: membrane. The transcript has 2 exons. Gene Ontology annotation, molecular function: P-type divalent copper transporter activity; ATP hydrolysis activity; ATP binding. Gene Ontology annotation, biological process: monoatomic cation transport; copper ion homeostasis. NCBI's taxonomy places the organism in Eukaryota, Fungi, Ascomycota, Eurotiomycetes, Eurotiales, Aspergillaceae.
AUGUCCUCACCCAAAAACCAGAUCCCUGAUCUGGAGGCAGCCCGGACAAAGAUUGAUCUCCAAACCAGUCUCUUCUUUGUAUCAAAUGUGCAUUGCGCGUCAUGUGUGGCAUAUAUCAACGAAGUGCUCUCCGAGACUCCCACCGUCAAAGAUAUCGAAGUCACAAUCUUGACGCAUGAAGUACGUGUCAGCCAUGCCGCCACCAUUCGGCCGGGCGACCUCGUCAGCGCGCUGAUUCAUGCAGCAUUCGAGGUUCAAUACGUCACGACCUUUGAUAAACAAGGAAGCAUCGUCUCGGAACUCGAUACUUCUACUUGGAACCACCGCGGCUCCACGGUGUUCUCCUCGCCACGAACCUCUGUCUCUAGUAUCUCAUCCAACAUCAAAGAUCGACUCCAGACUAGCAGACAAAAAAGGCACAUCGCCAAUUGUGAUGCGUGUAGAAAGGAAGAAUUAGAAAGCUUUUCUCGCCCUUCUACCUCUUGGACGGAGCUGAGCUCAUUGCCCGAGAAGUCUUCGCACGUUGCCUUUCAACCAGUAAGCAAGAAUUAUGAACAUGCAUUCAGCGUCGAGAAGCUUGGAACGACACUGGAGACUGCUGCGCAGGACAGUUUACGCUCAUUCAAUACCUGCGAAACGAAAGUCCAAUCCAAUGUGACCCCCAUUUCGUCCACUGAACCGGCCGAUGAGUUCAAUGCACAAGUCAGUAUUGGAGGAAUGAGUUGCGCGUCAUGCGUCAACAGCAUCACCGCACACAUCCAGCAGCUUGAGUUCGUGAAGGACAUUACCGUGAACCUUCUCACCCACAGUGCAACAGUGAUAUAUACUGGGCCUCGCAAGAAUGUGGACAACAUUGUUGAGCAAAUCAAUGAUAUUGGAUUUGAAGCAUCUCUUGAUGAGGUCAGUGCAGUCUUCAAGCCCCCAGUAUCCAUAGAGCCAGCAGCAAAAUACGUGAGUGAGAUUGCAAUCACCGGCAUGACCUGUGGUUCUUGUGUCGGAGGUGUGACCCGAGGGCUAGACGAGCUUCCCUUCGUACACGAUGUAUCUGUGAAUCUGCUCUCUCAUAGUGGGAGGGUGGAGUUUGAAGGCAGAGACAAUCUCAACAGAAUCAUAGAGAGGAUUGAGGACCUGGGAUUCGAGGCUACUGUCAACAGCGUCUCUCCGGUGAAAGAAAGCUCAGAAAAGCUCCGUACUGCCUGCGCCAGAACGAUCUCUAUACGAGUGGAUGGAAUGUUUUGUCAUCAUUGCCCACGAAAUGUUUUGGAUGCAGUGAAAUCGCUUCCUGGUAUUUCCAUCGAGGAAGAACUGUCCGAGAAGGACCCUGUCCUAAAAGUCAGUUACACACCACAGCCACCUUCAAUCACAGUUCGCUCAAUUAUCUCGGUGAUACAUUCGGUAAACGACAACUUCCGUGCCACUGUUCACCAUCCGCCGAGUCUUGAAGACCGGUCUCGUGCAAUUCAGCAUCAUGAACGCCGCCGGCUGUUGGCAAGACUGCUAUUUGUCUUUAUCAGCGCCAUUCCAACCUUUUUCAUUGGCAUUGUGUUCAUGUCUCUUGUUUCGUCUGAAAACUCGGUGCGAAUGUAUCUGGAGGAACCGAUGUGGUCUGGCAGUGUAACCCGCAUUGAAUGGGCUCUUUUCAUAAUGACAACUCCUGUUAUGUUCUACGGUACCGAUGUGUUUCAUAUCCGCGCCGUGAAGGAAAUAUAUGCUCUAUGGCGGCCUGGAAGUCGGGUGCCGAUCCUUCGAAGAUUCUACCGUUUUGGUAGCAUGAACCUCUUGAUCUCUGCCGGCACAUCAGUUGCCUACAUCUCAUCUCUGGCGGUACUUAUCGUUGAUGCAACUGUCGGUACCAAAUCAAGCCCCCACAGCACGACUUAUUUCGACUCGGUCGUUUUCUUGACUCUUUUUAUUCUUGCGGGUCGAUUUUUGGAGGCAUACAGCAAAGCUAGAACUGGUGAUGCGGUCACAUCUUUGGGCAAGCUUCGACCUUCCGAGGCAUUAUUAGACGACGACUCUGCCGAGGAUGGAGUUGUGCGUACAAGCGUUGACCUCCUAGAAAUUGGGGAUGUCGUCAGCAUUCCCCACGGAGCCUCGCCUCCUGCAGAUGGAGUCAUCGUCGACAGCGCCUCAUACCAGUUUGAUGAAAGCUCUCUGACGGGAGAAUCACGACCAGUGAAGAAGACCAUCGAAGACAUAGUCUAUACCGGCUCAGUGAACGUCGGCCAACCGGUAAGGAUCCGUAUCACCGAGCUUGGUGGCUCAUCUAUGCUUGAUCAAAUCAUUGCCGUGGUCCGUGAGGGACAAAGCAAACGCGCACCUCUCGAAAGAUUUGCCGAUCUUCUCACUUCCCAUUUUGUUCCCAUCAUCACUCUGAUCGCUAUUUCCACCUUCAUCGUCUGGUUGGCUCUUGGUCAUUCGGGUGUGCUCCCAGCAGAGUAUCUCGAUGUCGCACAUGGUGGCUGGACGUUCUGGGCUUUAGAGUUUGCAAUCUCAGUAUUUGUAGUGGCUUGUCCCUGUGGUCUGGCCCUUGCAGCCCCUACCGCGCUGUUUGUUGGAGGCGGUCUCGCAGCGAAACAUGGUAUCCUAGUCAAAGGCGGCGGUGAAGCCUUUCAAGAAGCCAGUCGCUUGAAUGCGAUUGUCUUUGACAAGACGGGCACUUUGACUGAAGGUGGAAGCCUCAAGGUCUCUGAGCAUGAAGUUUUGCUCAGUGACCCCGACGUUGCGAAAGUCGCAUGGGCUCUGGCUCGAAAAAUGGAAGAAAGUAGCAACCACCCAAUUGCCCAGGCAAUUACCGAAUUCUGCAAAUCUCAAUUGUCUUCCUCUGUCAAGACCUCGGAUAUUCAUGAGAUCUCCGGACAGGGCAUGAGAGGAACCUUUACUGUGUCCGGCUCUGAACACGAUGAGCAAUGGGAAGCUGCGAUUGGCAACGAGCGCCUUCUGAACGGCCUUUUGUCUCCUGAAACAGACACCUACUUCGUUUCCAAUUUGCUUUCGAAAUACCAAUCAGCAGGCAAGUCAACUGCAGUUCUCUCGCUUCGUCAAAUACACCCUCAGUCUCUCGAAUCAUCGAAAUUCUUACCAGCCAUUGUCUUCGCCACCUCAGACACGAUCCGCCCAGAAGCUGUCAAUAUAAUCUCACAGCUUCAAAAGCGUCAUGUCGAUGUCUUCAUGUGCACUGGUGAUAACAAGACCACUGCUCAUGCCGUCGCUGACAUGGUGGGCAUCCCCCGUUCCAAGGUAAUGGCCAACGUCCUGCCAGCAGAGAAGGCCAACUUUGUUCGUCAGAUACAAGGACAUUCUUCGAAUAAGACACUGGCUCAUGAUGGGAACACAUCGAGUUCACGCUCAUCACGUCCCAUCGUUGCCUUCGUCGGCGACGGAGUGAACGAUUCUCCUGCUCUGGCGGCGGCAGACGUUAGUAUCGCCAUGGCAUCAGGCUCCGACGUCGCUAUCAAUUCUGCUAGCUUCAUCCUCCUAAACUCAGACCUCAGCACGGUUCUUCAGCUAGUACUGCUUAGUCGCCGCGUGUUCAAUCGUGUGCGUAUGAAUUUCGGCUGGGCAGUUGUCUAUAACCUCUGUCUAGUUCCGGUCGCCGCUGGUAUCUUGUUUCCUAUUGUCAGUGGUCAUCAUCACAAAUCUGUCGAUGGACAAAUGGUCCUGAUCAAUGAGCACUGGCGACUCAGUCCGGUGUGGGCUGCGUUGGCUAUGGCAUUGAGCAGUAUCUCUGUUGUGAUGAGUAGCCUGGCCUUGAGAAUUGACCGAGAAAGCAUUAUGGGAAUUUUCAGGAGGAAUAGAUAG